This is a messenger RNA of Bemisia tabaci, 7934 nucleotides long. RefSeq lists its product as uncharacterized. Gene Ontology annotation, molecular function: ATP binding; protein serine/threonine kinase activity. Gene Ontology annotation, biological process: peptidyl-serine phosphorylation; intracellular signal transduction. The record is from RefSeq and is a predicted model, not a curated record. Lineage: Eukaryota; Metazoa; Arthropoda; Insecta; Hemiptera; Aleyrodidae.
GCCUCAUCAGUGUUGGACCGCGAGUCGCAGAGUUCGGCUUCCUCGACCGGACCCGGAGCGCCAUCACUUUUCUCCACCGAGGAGCUAGAGUGACCCCGUCGGCUUUCGUACUCGAUCACGCUCCCACUGGAUUAGUGUUGUGAUAGUGACAGUGAAAGAGUGCCGUAUCGGAUUCGUGUCGCAAGUUCCUGGCAGUUGCAACACUAUGGGAUAACCGAGAGCUGGAUGCCGUGAGCCGCCGCAGCAGCAGAGAUUCCAAGCCAGGAUUCCUCGUCGGUUGCGACAAUGCCUUAUUUCUCUGACUACUCGGUCCACAGUUACUCGCCACCCUUCUCCCCGCCGCCGUACUCGCCGACCUUCGGCCGGAACUUCGGGUACUCGUCCGGAUACUCGCCAACGAAUGCGCUAUCGUCGUCGAGUAGCAGUUCGGGAGGCCGGAGUUUGGGGCGACCGUACUUCCCGUUGUUGUCGUCCAUAUCCGAGACCGUCUCGCCGGUGUACCGCGAGCUAUCGCGCGUACUCCCCAAGCCCCAUUUCCAGUUGCAGCGACCUCACUUCCGGGAUACCGAGAGCAUCAAUGUCUCUCCUUCCCGGACGCGCCCUGCCAAGGCCGGAAGUCCCGUCUUCGGCAAGAUCCACCGCGGCCGCACCGUCGUCCGCAUCCAGACGCUCCGCAAGAAAGAAAGCCCGAAAUCCCGACGGAAAACGCCCGGGGAGCGGCUCGUCGAGAAGUUCUUGAUCAGAAACAAGGCCGACGAGAAAGAGACGACGACCGCCGCGGAUAAAGAAGCGAAACGAGGAAGCGGCUCGAUCAAACGAUACUUCUCGACCAAGAGACCCAGCAUCCCUUCCGAGGUGGAGCCGAUCCCGGAACAAGUCGUUUUCCGGAAGCCCUCCGUCAGCGAGGAUAUCUUGCGCGAGGAGGAGGCCUGGUUCGACAACCUCAUCUUGGAGGAGAUGAAGAGCAACGAGUAUCCCAAGUGUCGGCGGAGCAGCAGCGGAGAUGUCCAGGUGGAGAAACCCGAGGAGAAUUUGAUCCGCUCGGCGACGGCCAGGCGCAGAUCCGAGCCGAAAUUAUUCCUCUCAAGGAAGAAGUUUUAUAUCCGGCUCCCGGCUUCGGGUGACGGCCCGGCGGAGGAUCUGUCCUUGGAGCACCUCAAAGAGAGCAAGAAGAGGUUCGCUACCCGGAGCAAGCCCAAGGAAAUAGCACUCCCGACGGUGCUCGAGCAGAGCGUUGAGCUCAGUCCCAAACAGUCGAGUCUUGAUAGCGAGCCGACACCGCCUAUCAACGAGGGGAAAAAACCUAAAUUGGCAUUUUCAGUCGAAAUAGAGGAGUCCUUGAAGUCGCCAGCGCGAAAGGCACCGAAAUUGAUCGAUUAUCAAGUGACGGUGACUACCAAUGAUGACUACGAGUCGGCGAGCAAACUGAGUGAUAACUCGGCACAAAAUAAGACUGAAAACGUGUUUUCUGAUAAAGAUAGCAAUGCCAGUGGAAACAUUGAUCUCAGCACUAAUAAAAAGCCUGUGAAACGGAAGAAAAAAGACUUAUCGAGUAAAAAUGCACAGUUGAAGCCGCUUAUCAUUAAUGGCGGGAAUAGUUGUCUGUCUCCAAUAUUUCAAGCAGAUACGAUUGCCCCUGGAGAGGAUUCGAAGGCGAAAGUUGAAGCUUCCUUCGAGGUCAGGAAUUUUGACUCAGGCAAGGAAAAUGCUCGGUUACAAGACGUCAGUCUCAAAUCAAAUGAUAAGAAUAGUAAGGCUAAACAAAUAUUCAACAAAGUAGUUGAAACCUUAGGAUCUACAGUUUCUCCGCAAGGAGUAUCAGGAAAACCUGCAUUGAAAGUAGGUAAAAUGGAGAACACCGUCACAAAUAAAAAGUGCAAACAAGAAACAGAUCCGUUUAAUUCCCGUACAACCUCUCAAUCUGCGGUUGAUAUUUCAAUCACUAAAGAUAAGCCUCUUGAAAAAUCAUCGGAGGUGCAGAAGAAAGAGAAGGUAAUGACAGAAAAUUUAGCUGCGCCAUGCGUCGAAAACGUAAAUUUGCAUAAAACCAUGACUAAUAGAACGUCUGAGCAGUCUAAACCUGUGCAAAACCAAACAAAUGAUAAAGCCUGGAAAUUCAAGGCACUGGACAUUAAAAAGCAAACACCCGAGAUCUCAAGGAUAGAAAAUGAUGGAGGGAUCAUUCAAACAAAUUAUAUUGAUUCUAAAAUACAUCUAAAGCCAGAAAAACAAAAUAUUGACUUCAAAGAAUCGGAACAGAAGUUAGAGAAACUGAAGGAUUCUGAAAACUCCCCAACUUCACAAACAAAAUCUUUAGAUGGUUUAAAAAAUCCACAGUGCUUGAAAAAAAUCGAAUUGCCUGAUAAUAAAAAGGUAAAAGUCGAUGUAGUGAAAAACAAUGAAGGUACUAAAGUAAAAGGUGUGCAGAUUACCCAGAAAGACACUGUGAUAUGCGAAACUUCAAACCAUGAAAGUAUGCCCGUGGAAGCUGUUACCGUUAAAGUAUCUGAAGAAAUCAAAUCAUGUAAAACCCAACCAAAGAAGAUUAACCCUUCGAAUGAAAUUUCGACCAAUGAAAAGGAUGAUAGAAAAAAAGCGAACGAUAAACAUCCGUAUGUUAGCAAUCAAACGGUUUGUAAAAAUCAAUUAAGCUCGCGAGAAGAAAAAGUGGAAAAUAAUUGUCCCGCCGAAAUUAGCGUUUCGAAGAUAAAAGAACCUGACAAGAAAAACCAUGGGCUUGCCAAGAGAAUUUCUGCAGUUAAAAAUAAUGACAAGACGACUUUAAAAAACGAAACGUCCGUGGAUGAGACUAAAAUAACCAACGACUCAAAAAGCGAUACACCUGUGAUACAAACAAGUGAGUUAUUUGAUAGCUCAGCUUCAAUAAAACCAGAAGCGAAGGGCAAGCUUAGAGCAGAGAAAUCGUCUGCUUUAAUAAACGUCCCACCAAUCAUCUCUGAAAAAACGAAUAAAAAGUCCCCUGCAAGAGCUAAAAAGGCAAAAAAUGUUGAGCAGCCAUCUCGAGUCGUUGAAGUGGUGGAAAAACCCUCGAAAAGUACUUGUGCACCUGUGAUACAAACUAGUGAACCACUUGAUAGCUCAUGUAUGAUAAAGCCAAAACCAGGAGACACGCAAGGAGUAGAAAAGUCAGCUGAUGUAAUAAACAUUUCGCCAAUCAUCACCAAAAAAACCAAUAAGAAGUCACCUGCAAAGGAUGAAAAGGCAAACAAUGUAGUAGAAAUCUCAUCCCAAAACGAAAGAGAGGUAAAAGAGGUCUCGAAAAAUAAUGAUGAAGUAGUGCAAGUGAAGGAAUCUAAAAAAGAAGUGAAAGGUGGAGAAAUUUGCUCGAAAAGUGGCGUUACGAAAGGCGCCGAUUCGCGAUGUGUAGAGCCGACUUCAGAAAGUUCUGACGAUAAGAGUCGCGCUGAAACGGGAAGUGAGAGUGACAAGAAUUCUUCGUCGCCGCAAGAAGAGGAAGUCAAAGAGGAUGGAGAAUGUUCAGGUGACGAAAGCGAUGACGAGUCCAGUUCCUGCUCUUCGGAGUCCUCCAAUGAUCAAGGUGAAGUGAAACAGCGCACCGGUAAUCGAAAGAGUACAUCAUCUGAAGACUCAGGGUUUGAAUCCCAUCCACCAAGUAGCCCAGCGGGAACAUUUCUAGGCCAGGGUACCAAUAUAGAUUGCGAUGUGAAUUGCCACAAGAAAUGUGAGAAGUUGAUGCCAAACCUAUGUGGAGUUAAUCAAAAACUAAUUGUAGAAGCUCUUGCGUCACUUAAAAAAGAGCCCCGAGAGUCUGGAUCGCCGACGCGGCACCUGAGCAACGCGACCCUGUGUCUGGACUCGGACGGCGGGGGCGUGGGAGGCGGCGACGGGAGCACCGGGAGCAGCAGCAGCAGCAGCCGCUCCCACUCCCACUUCGCGGCCCGCACCCACCGCCCGGGACGCGUCACGCCGCCCGCCACCACCAUACCUCGCUUCCGCAAGUACACCAUCGAUGAUUUCAACUUCCUCAAACUCCUCGGCAGGGGUAGCUUUGGCAAGGUACUGCUGGCAGAAUUGAAAGGUACAACGUAUUACUAUGCUGUAAAAUGUUUAAAGAAAGACGUAGUUUUAGAGGAUGAUGAUGUGGAGUGCACGCUGAUUGAGAGAAAAGUCCUCACACUUGGAACUAAGCACCCCUAUCUAUGUCAUUUAUUCUGCACGUUUCAAACAGAUUCGCACCUAUUUUUUGUGAUGGAAUAUUUAAAUGGCGGAGAUCUCAUGUUCCACAUUCAACAACAAGGGUGCUUUGAUGAGGGACGUGCCCGAUUUUAUGCUGCGGAAAUCACUUCUGGGCUCAAAUUCUUACAUAAAAAAGGCAUAGUUUAUAGGGAUUUAAAAUUGGAUAACGUGCUAUUAGAUUUCGAUGGACACGUGCGAAUAGCAGACUUCGGAAUGUGCAAGCUCCAAAUAUACCUCGAUAGAACGGCUGAUACUUUCUGCGGAACUCCCGACUACAUGGCUCCAGAGAUUAUAAAGGGACUGAAAUACAAUUGGUGCGUGGACUGGUGGUCUUUUGGUAUUCUACUGUACGAGAUGCUGAUCGGUCAGUCUCCUUUCAGUGGAUGUGAUGAAGAUGAUCUUUUUUGGUCCAUAUGCAACGAGCAGCCGACCUACCCGCGGUAUUUAUCCGUGGAAGCAAAGAAAAUUCUUCAAGAGCUCCUUGAAAAAGAUGCAACCAAGCGAUUAGGGUCGGUCGAGACAAACUCUUUGGGAGAAAUUACAGAACACGUAUUUUUCCGAGGUCUUGAUUGGAACAAACUUGAGAGACGUGAACUUACGCCUCCUUAUAAACCACGAGUGACCCAUCCUCUAGAUGUGCACUAUUUUGAGAAGGCGUUCACACGAGAGAGGCCGAAGCUCACCCCGAUUGACCGCGCAAUCUUACAAUCUAUGGAUCAAACUCAGUUCCAAGGAUUUAGUUACACAAAUCCAAAUGCCACGACAGACGGUUGAAACCCGCUACGUCAUGAAUUCGACAAUUUCCUUCAAAGAGCAACACGACCGUGAUUGCUCAUCGAUUCAAGAAGAUAUUUUUGCUAGGUGCAGCUGAGUUUUAUUUUCAAGACGGUACAGCUCAAAACUAAAACGAAAAUGUCUUUUCUACAGAUAUUUGUGGACAACUUAUAACGUUGAUGUAGCUGGCUGGUUUCACCACGUAAAAAUUGGUUAAAAUUAAUUUUUGUUUUGGCAAGUUCUGUUUCACAAAAGUGGAUUUCGGACACAUGCAGGUGAGACUUUUCCCAUUCCAAGGACCAAUUUUGAGUGAGAGAACUUCUCAGUAUUAAUUCAGUAUAGCAUGCUCUCCGAUUUCAACAUAUGUGUAAAAUUGAGUAACUGUGUUUCUUCGAUUGCAACGUCGUAAAUCACAUUUGAUUUUUUUGUCACACAUUGACUUAUAUUUGAGGCGUGUCCUAGGAUCCGAUAAACAUAGCAAAAAUAAGCAUUAUUUAAAAUUACAAUUCCUACUGGGGUGUAUACUUCUUAAUGUAUUUCAAUUGAAGUUUGCUGCUCUACAUCAUGUUUGAUCGACUAUUAUCUGACCGUAACAUGCAUUAUUUUUGUAAAAUCGAUGAUAAUAUCUGAAAUAUAGAUUUAAACCGAGUCUUGUAACUCGUGAAAGAAUGGAGAGCAUGCAAUUUUCCCGACAGGCGCCAUCUCUACUAAAAAUUAAUACUAAAACAAAUCCGUCCAAUUAUUCAAAUAAUAUAAUUACCAUACUUCAUAUUAUACUUGGGAAUACCUACAAACAUAAUUUGUCGCUGAAGUAGAUGACAACGAAAAUUAAUUCGCAAUAAUUUUAAAAUAUGAAGUAUUUUUCUUGGCUCACAGGAAUCUUUUCAUCUUCUUCCACUUCGAUAACGUUUUUGGAUUUUAUCUCAUGUCUUUUUGAAAUGCUUUUCUCCCCGUUUUAUUUAUUGCGCAAGGACUGUAACCAAAAGCGAACCAUUCGCGUUAGGUCAAACACAUCGACAAAUAUCGAUGAGAAAACUGCGAAAACGUGUAACUCGGUUUGUAACACUGCAGAAUUCCUAGUAUGAUUUAUUUUCGAUGUUUAAAAUUACUCGAAGUCAUUGGUUAAAAACUGUCUUGAUUUUUCCUCCCUUUGUGAAAAUGUCAAAGAAAAGUAGUGUAAGUUUGUCCUCCUUCAAUAAAAUGCUCUGGGAGCGGAGAUUUUAAGACAUCGCAGACGAUUAACACGUUUUUGCAAUUUCACCAUCGAUGUGUCCGGGAGUCAGCAGUUGCCACUAAAUGCGAAUGUAAUGACAUGCUUUAACAAAGAGACACGGGAAAAUAUGUAUGAGCCUCCACGACUUGAAAAGCACACGUUCGUUUGAGAUUUCUGCUCAACCUCAAGCAAGAACUUCAUAAUUGAAUCCGUUUUAUUGAUAAAUGACCGAGCAUACCUCAUCCAAAUAUUUAAAGUUAAUUUGUAACUACACCUGCAUUCAUCUUCGCUGAAUCAACAAAUUUUGUAAUCCUGAUAAAAUGAUCAGAGCAACUACUCGGGCAAAAUAGUAAUAUGCGAUGCCAAAUGUUUUUAAAUUGUUUUCUUUUCUUCUUUUUCUUUUCUAUUGCGAUUUCUUUUGAUUUUAUCCAUGUUGAAUUAUUCUAAUUAAGAGAAAAAAAGUCAUAUUUUUGAUACCGUAAAACUCAAGUCACUAAUUCUACAUUAAGUCAUAAUUAUUUUUUUCAUUUUAUUUGAAAAUUAUUAAUUUAAGGGGAGUUAAACAAAUGAACUACUGAUAAUUAAAUUUGUAGAGGAGUAUCACUUAUGGAUAUUUUUCUAUUUAGGAGGGUCAUCUUGAAACUAUGAUGGAUCUUAUAUGAUGUCACCCAGUGGCACAAAACCCACAAUGUAGGCACAGUCGGGUGACGAAUGUACCCAAAAGUAAGUUCUGAACUAUUUUAAUAAGAGGAGCAAAAAACCUGAACUCGCAGGCAUAAUCUCACUUUUUUGAUGCAGUAUACUUUUUGAAGUUUGUUACCAGAUUGCAGAGUUAUUUAGCUUUUUUGCGCCCACUUUCUCUUAAACCGUUAGUACGGGCUCGUAUAACAAAUGAAACACAAAUGCAUUGUUGGAGAUAUUUUAAAAUGCGCAUUUUUAUUUUUCAAUAUAGUUUUCUCCUUUUUCAAAGCACUUUCCAAAGCAUGACACUAUAGUUUCUUUAGUAAUCCAGAAUCAAAUUUCAAAGACUGUUAGAGAACUGAGAGUAUUGCUCAUGAAACUCUAACGAUAUUUUUCCUUAACCUUUUUUCCUAUUUCAGAAUGCUCUCUUUAUCACAGUUUUUGAAAUACUGAAUAGUGAGGCUUACUUUUGGGCAUAUUCUCACGAGUGUUGCUAAAUGGACUGCAUUUUGCAAUUUGAAACUAUAAAUUCUGGCUCAUCUGAAAAAACACUUGUGUGUAUGGGGAAAAACUGAUGGCACAUACGUCGUUUUUAAACCGGGCUAGAAUUGAUAGCUCCUAAUUGCAAAAUGAAGUCCAAAUGUGGUAUAUUCGAGGUUUAGAUUCCCUUUGAAGAUCUCCAGUAAGAGUGUGCUGCAUAGGAAAGAAGAAAUGACAUGCUUAGCAGCACAAAUAAACAAAAUUCCGAAUUUUACACUUUACUUCAUUGUAAGCGUUCAAUUUUUGGUUUUCCUAUUUUUGUAUUGUGAUGUUUAGUCAUUUUGUUUAUAACUAUUAAUUUUUUCAACUAUUUAUAUAUAAAGUCAAAUUAAGUACUUACUAUUACAAUUAUCGAUUUUAUGUAUAUGUGAUUGAAACUAGAAACAUUGAAAGCAUUCUAUGUAUGUAUAAUAUUUGUACAUAUGAUUUGACGUGUAAUUUAAUGGUUACUAUGCUUUUAUACAUAUUAGAUAGGUAAUAAAUUCAUUUGUAAUAAUUAUUUUUGAAA